Molecule: messenger RNA, 1671 nt
Organism: Engraulis encrasicolus (European anchovy)
Lineage: Eukaryota; Metazoa; Chordata; Actinopteri; Clupeiformes; Engraulidae
Gene: taldo1
Product: transaldolase 1
Exons: 8
Coding region: 136-1149 (337 amino acids)
Biological process (GO): pentose-phosphate shunt, non-oxidative branch; carbohydrate metabolic process; pentose-phosphate shunt
Cellular component (GO): cytoplasm; intracellular anatomical structure
Molecular function (GO): transaldolase activity
Source: RefSeq, a predicted model, not a curated record
CUCUCCACGCGCGACUCUGGCCUCUGUCUGUCACUGCACGUACGCGCUCCCGUCCUCGUUGCUGCUUUUGCGGGCCAGACAUUCCAAUUCGUUUCACGCGCUUGGGUAUAUAAAGGCUCUCUGUUCUCGUACAUAAUGUCUGUGUCACCUGACAAACGACGAAAGAUGGAGUCAGCAUUAGAACAGCUGAAGAAAUACACCGUGGUUGUUGCCGACACGGGCGACUUCAAUGCCAUCGAGGAGUACAAGCCACAGGAUGCCACCACCAACCCCUCCCUCAUCCUGGCGGCUGCCAAGAUGCCCGCCUACCAGCACCUUGUGGACCAGGCUGUCAAGUUCGGCAUCGCCAAGGGCGGCAAUGAGGAGGAGCAGAUCAACAACAUCAUGGACAAGCUGUUUGUGAGCUUUGGGGUGGAGAUCCUGAAGAAGAUCCCUGGCAGAGUGUCCACCGAGGUGGAUGCCAGGUUGUCGUUUGAUAAAGAUGAGAUGGUGGCGCGUGCGAGGCGGCUCAUUGCCAUGUACGAGGAGGCCGGCAUCAAGAAGGAGCGCGUGCUGAUCAAGCUCUCCUCCACCUGGGAGGGAAUCCAGGCCGGCCGGGAGCUGGAGGAGAAGUAUGGCAUCCACUGCAACAUGACGCUGCUGUUCUCCUUUGCCCAGGCCGUGGCCUGCGCCGAGGCCAAGGUCACCCUCAUCUCCCCCUUCGUGGGCCGCAUCCUCGACUGGUUCAAGGAGAACACGGACCAGAAGAGCUUUGAGCCCCACGAGGACCCAGGUGUUGUGAGUGUGACUAAGAUCUACAACUACUACAAGAAGUUUGGCUACAGCACGGUGGUGAUGGGAGCGUCCUUCAGGAACACGGGCGAGGUGAAGGCAUUAGCGGGCUGCGACCUGCUAACCAUCUCCCCCGGGUUGCUGGGAGAGCUCAGCCAAGACCACUCUGAAAUCAAAGUCAACCUCACACCACAGACCGCCAAGGCCUGUGACCUGGAGAAGAUCCACCUGAACGAGAAGGACUUCCGCUGGCAGCACAACGAGGACCGCAUGGCUGUGGAGAAGCUCUCCGACGGGAUCCGCAAGUUUGCCGCUGACGCCAUCAAGCUGGAGACUAUGAUUAAGGAGAAGAUCCUGAAUGUAAAGAAUGGACAGUAAAGGGGCAAAACUGAGACGGAGCACCCAUGGGACCAAUCCCCCCCCCAUCUCUCCUUCUCUCCAUUCCUCCCUCAUCCCCUUCGGCAGACUGCCUACCAGACCUGCGCCGUCCAUCCAUUGGCUGAGAUCGACUAACUGACUGACUCUUGAGGACUGAUUGGUCUCCAAGGCCGGCCCCUUUUGUACAUUUAGACUUGAUGCCAACGAGACAUGCUAGCAAUGGACACUUAAAACCCUAGCAAGUCGGUCAAAGUUUAAAAAAGAAAAAAUCCUCUCGAAUAGCCUGAUGUCUUACACUGUUGAGCUGAGGCCAUUCACAGAUAGCGGACCAAUGGCCUUGAAAAUGGGCAAAUAUUUACCCUCUAUAGGGGGCUGGUGCACUACUUACUGUAUUUACUGAUCCCUGCUGCAAAUGAACAGAAUUUUUGACUCUUGACAUUUUGAAAUUAUGAUCAUUCCAGAGAGGAAAAAAAGAGAACCAUGUUUUUGAUUUAGCUCAUUAAAAACCUGCCCUGGGUCUAA